Messenger RNA from Kockovaella imperatae, 429 nucleotides. RefSeq lists its product as hypothetical. The record is from RefSeq and is a predicted model, not a curated record. Bases 22 to 369 code for a protein of 115 amino acids. NCBI's taxonomy places the organism in Eukaryota, Fungi, Basidiomycota, Tremellomycetes, Tremellales, Cuniculitremaceae. The transcript is spliced from 4 exons.
ACGCCGAGAUCACUCCAGCCGAUGCAUACCACGGUUUUACUUUCUCUCCCCUGGCUUGUAGAAGGUGGCCUUUCCGCGGAUGUAUUGUAUGACCAGGAAAGAGGUGUAAGAGAAGGAACCGACAACAACGAUAACACUGAAAGGGAAUGUGUACCGCUUGAUUCCCUUCAUGUAGGUCGGUCGAGGGUCAUUCUGGUGACACAGUCAGCGCUUGUCCUCUGCAGAAAUGAAGAGACUGAGAGUUGUGUGCAUUCGAGCAUGAGAACAGCCGGAACGCUAACCAACCUGAUAGGCAAUCUGCUUCGCCCGGAUAUUAUUUGGUCUGUUGACGAGCCAGUUGAUCAUCUUGUAGGUUAUUAUCAAAGCUGAAAUGGACGAUGAGAGAAGGUAUAGAUGAGAAGGAAAGGUCAUACAGCGACUGGGGAGGGG